AUGGAAAAUUCAACUGCCCAGAAUUCUUCUGCCGAGGUGAAGGCCGCCGUCAGCCGCCUGAUCAACCCGCAUCUGCAGGCCUCGUCCACCUCCCUCUCCCUGAGCUUCCACUGUGAAGCUGACGAGGUGGCUCUGGAGGGUGUGGGCUGCUGCUUCUGGGGGUUGGCUGAGGAGAAGCGCGAAGACGCCCAGCUCUGUGAGUUCCUGGAGAGCCGCUUCCUGGAGGAGGAGACGAAGCUCCUCAAGAAGAUGGGCGACCAUCUGGCCAACCUGCGCAGGCUGGCUGGCCCCCAGGCCGGGUUGGGCGAGUGUCUUCCAAAGGCUGUCCUGCGAGCACGACUAGGAGCCUCCGGAGCCCAGUGGCCUCUGCGGGACCCCUCUGCCUCCGCCCUCCUCGAGAUCUCUGCCCGAGCCUCUUCCUUCAGCCAGGAGGUCACGGAGGUGGGGAUGACGGGAGACGUUUGCCGUUGCCUCAAGGCCUGGGCCCCGCCAAUGGGCGGCCUUGGCAAGGGCUCUGGAGCUCUGCAGGACACAGCCCCCAGCCUUCCCCGCCAGGGUCCCCCAGCUCACCCGCCCGCCUAA
This is a messenger RNA of Mesoplodon densirostris (Blainville's beaked whale), 582 nucleotides long. RefSeq names its product ferritin light chain-like. The transcript is spliced from 4 exons. Bases 1 to 582 code for a protein of 193 amino acids. Gene Ontology annotation, biological process: iron ion transport; intracellular iron ion homeostasis. The record is from RefSeq and is a predicted model, not a curated record. Lineage: Eukaryota; Metazoa; Chordata; Mammalia; Artiodactyla; Ziphiidae. Gene Ontology annotation, cellular component: cytoplasm. Gene Ontology annotation, molecular function: ferrous iron binding; ferric iron binding.